This is a messenger RNA of Capsicum annuum, 664 nucleotides long. Its product is annotated as V-type proton ATPase subunit e1. Lineage: Eukaryota; Viridiplantae; Streptophyta; Magnoliopsida; Solanales; Solanaceae. Gene Ontology annotation, molecular function: proton-transporting ATPase activity, rotational mechanism. Gene Ontology annotation, cellular component: proton-transporting V-type ATPase, V0 domain. The coding region runs from base 180 to 392 and encodes 70 amino acids. The transcript is spliced from 4 exons. Gene Ontology annotation, biological process: proton transmembrane transport. The record is from RefSeq and is a predicted model, not a curated record.
GUGGCAUGUUACAUGACAUCAUCAAAUUUUAAAAAAUCAGAUAUAAUCGUUAAAUAGAGGAUUUUUUUUGUUAAAAAAUCAAAUAUAGGGGCAUUUUUGAAGGUGUGAAAGUAAACAUACUUGUCAAUCGCGAUUUACCCAAUAAUUGAAUAAAUCAAAGUUGUGAGGUUUGAAGGAAAAUGGGGUUCAUUGUGACAAGUUUAAUAUUUGUUGUGGUGGGAGUUAUUGCAUCCUUUGGUGCUGGAAUCUGCUGUAACAGAGGACCUUCUGCUAAUCUGUUACACCUGACAUUGAUUAUCACCGCUACAGUAUGCUGCUGGAUGAUGUGGGCGAUUGUGUACCUUGCACAGUUGAAACCGCUCAUUGUACCAAUCUUGAGUGAAGGAGAAUGAGAUACUCAUGGAACUCAGCCGCUCUUCAGUAUUCAUGGAGGAUCGAUUAGAGGGAGAAGUAUUUCGAGACAUGUAGUAGCUGAAGAUACUGUUGUAUACUUAGAUUAACUAUUUUGAUUCAUUUUGUAGAUUCAUAAUAUGUUUGCCAGUUCUAAAUCCAUGUGGGGAUCUUUCUCCAAGAUUUGGACUAAUGGUGAAAAUAACGGUGGAUGAUGUAACUGGUAGUAGCUGUUACUAUCUGCUUUUGAAAUAAAAUCAUUGUCCCAUCUGCA